AUGUCGCACGAAAUGUCCCAAUUGGGCCCUCGGGCCUUCAACCACGCGAGCAGCAGCGACGCCGAGGCGGAGUACGACCGGCUCCGCGACCUCGCGCGCCAGGAAGCCUCCAAGCGCGGCGAAUGUUUCAGUCGGUCGAAGGAAGCCUACUCGAGCGGCGAUGGCGCCGGCGCCAAGCAACUCUCCGAGGAGGGCAAGGCCCACGGCCGCAAGAUGGAGGAGUACAACAAACAAGCGUCCGAGUUCAUCUUCCGCGAGAACAACGCCAACGGGCGCGUCGAGGCCGACACCAUCGAUCUGCACGGCCAGUUCGCUGAGGAGGCCGAGGAGAUCCUGGAAGAGCGGAUCAAGUAUGCCAAGUCGCAUGGACAGACCCAUCUUCAUGUUAUCGUCGGCAAGGGGAACCACUCCGCGAACCAUAUUCAGAAAAUUAAGCCGCGCGUCGAGCAGGUGUGUCGGGAGCUGGGGCUGCAGUAUACCACCGAGGACAACGAUGGUCGCAUCUAUGUCAACCUGACUGGUGGUGAGGCUGUUAUGCCUCCUUCGACUGGUUACCAGGGUGGGGCUGGAUACCCGGGUCAACAACAGGGACACCAGCAACACCAGCAGCAGCAGCAUGGACAAGGACACCAGCAGCAACAACAGCAGCAACAGCCGGACGAACUCGAGGAGCUGGCCAAGAAAUUCGUGCCCAGGAUUCUGCGGAAGCUCGAGAAGGCUUGCUGUGUGGUUAUGUGA
This is a messenger RNA of Penicillium roqueforti, 738 nucleotides long. Its product is annotated as Smr domain-containing protein. Bases 1 to 738 code for a protein of 245 amino acids. The transcript has 4 exons. The record is from RefSeq and is a predicted model, not a curated record. NCBI's taxonomy places the organism in Eukaryota, Fungi, Ascomycota, Eurotiomycetes, Eurotiales, Aspergillaceae.